This is a messenger RNA of Paramecium pentaurelia, 2433 nucleotides long. The record is from the annotation of a GenBank genome assembly. NCBI's taxonomy places the organism in Eukaryota, Ciliophora, Oligohymenophorea, Peniculida, Parameciidae.
AUGCCAGCUGAAUGUGUGAAGGUUAUAGUUAGAGUCAGACCAUUUAAUUAGAAAGAAAGAGACAAUGGUAGUAAACCAUGUGUAAAUGCAAAUGAAAGUACAAAUUCUGUAGAACUCUUUAGAGUAUUAAUGCAAAAUUUAUUGUAUUACUAGAAUUAAGAUAAUGAUCAAAAACAAUUUACCUAUGAUUAUGUAUUUGGACCAGAUACACCUUAACUUUAAAUAUAUUAAUAAACUGCAUUUAAUUUGGUAGAAUCUGUGGCUGAAGGAUAUAACGGAACCAUCUUUGCCUAUGGUUAAACUGGUAUACUAUAUGAAUUAUCCUAUAGGUUGUGGUAAGACAUUCACAAUGAUUGGAGAUCCAUAAAAUGUAUAUUCAAUCACAUAAAUCUUAGGAUAACAUGAAAGGUAUUAUACCAAGAACAUUUGAAUAGAUAAUCAAUAUUAUCAAUAAUAAUUCUGAUUCAAAUAAGAAAUUUUUAUUGAGAUGUUCAUAUAUUGAAAUUUACAAUGAAGAAAUACAUGAUUUAUUAAGUAAAGAUGUUAAAUAAAGAUAUGAAUUAAAAGAAGGAUAAUAAGGAAUAUUUGUUAAGGAUUUGAAUAUUCCAAUUGUGAAAACAUUGUAAGAGAUGGACAAAUAUAUGGUAUUAGGAGCAUAGAAUAGAUCAGUUGGAGCUACAGCAAUGAAUAAGGAAUCAAGUAGAAGUCAUUGUAUUUUUACAGUUUAUAUUGAAUGUUCAAUGAAUGAUGAAAAAGGAAAUGAACGUAUUACUGCUGGAAAAUUGAACUUAGUAGAUUUAGCAGGGAGUGAAAGAUAAUCUAAAACUUAAGCUACAGGAGAUAGAUUAAAAGAAGCAACUAAAAUUAAUUUAUCAUUAUCUGCAUUAGGAAAUGUGAUUUCAGCUUUAGUUGAUGGUAAAACAUAACAUAUACCAUACAGGGAUUCUAAAUUAACUAGAUUAUUAUAGGAUUCAUUAGGUGGUAAUACUAAGACUAUAAUGAUUACUGCCAUUUCUCCAUCUGAUUUUAAUUAUGAAGAGACAUUGUCAAGUUUAAGAUAUGCUUCUAGAGCAAAAAUGAUUAAGAAUCAACCCAAAGUAAAUGAAGAUCCCAAAGAUGCUUUAUUAAAGGAAUAAGCUGAAGAAAUUAAAAAACUAAGAGAAUUAUUAAUGAAAUAAAAUUAAGACAAUGGAGAUCGUUAGAAUGUUGAUAAUAAUGGAAAAUUAAAUAAUAUUAAUAAUAAUAAUCAUCAUGAAUAAAUAAAUUAAUUCAAAGAGAUUAAUAAUUAAUUAUUAUAGGAGAAAUAAAGAUAUGAAAAUGAAAUGAAAUAAAAAAGUGAAUAAGCUGAAUAAGAGAGAUUAGCAAGAUAGAGAUUAGAAGAAUUAUUAAAAGAGAAGGAAUAAAUGAUGAUCAAAGGUGGUAAAGGAACAGAUGAUGAUAAAAAUAAAUAUAAGAAAAUGUAAUAAGCUAUAGAAUAAUAAAAAAAGGAACAUGAAUAAUUGAUAAUUCAAUAAGAAUAAAAAGAAAAGGAAAUGCUUGAAAUUGAAAAUAAAUAUAAUAAUGUUUAAGAUGAAGUUGAAAAAUUAAGAAAAUAGGUUAAAUAUUUAAAAAAUAAAUAUGAACAGUAAUAAAAAGAAUAAGAUGAAAUGAAAUAAGAUUUUGAAUAUGAUAAAGAAGAGUUUUUAGAUACUAUUAGAUCAUAAUCAAAAGAAAUUAAAUUGGUUACUGGAAUUUUGAGAAUGAUUCUAUUACAAGAAGAUAUUGAAAAAAUUACUAAUUGUUGUGAAUGGAAUGAUGAUUUAGAAGAAUAUAAAAUACCUCCAUUUAAUAUUAAAGCUAAGAAAGUCAACUUUCCUAAUCUGCCUUAUUAAAAAGCUAUGGAUUUAAUUGAUGUAGAAAAAUAAGAUAGACAUGUUGAAAUACAUCAUAGGCCAUUACCAUCAAGUUAUAGAGAUGUAGAAAAUAAUAGAAAUUAAUCACCUGGUAGAUAGAGGAAAGGUAUAAAUAUGUAAUCAAAGUAGGAGAAUCAUAACCAAGAAUGAAUGGUAACACAGAUAAUAAGGGAUUAAGCAUUGUAGAGAAAACUAAAUUAAAUUAAUAACUUUUAGAAAUUUAUGAAGGAAAAACAAAUAAAAAUUAAAAAGAUGAAUUGCAAUAAUAAUAAUAGUUAUAAAAAAGAGUCAAUUAAAAGAUUAUUCUAAAUCCUAUUGAUAACAGAGGCAAUCCAGUUCCUAAUCUUAAUAAUUAAUGUGAAGCAAUAAUUAUUAAUAAUAAUUAAAACAAUAAUUAAAAUACUUCUCAAAUUACUCCUCCUUUAGUUAAAAAAAGUAAUAAUAUAAAUUUAAUAUUUUAGUUUCAAAUUUAAAUCCUUUAGAUUAAAAACCUCCCACAGGUAGAUUGGCUUAACAACAAAAAAUUUAAUAAUAAUACUGA